AUUAGAUUUGACAGCAAUCAAAUUAAGCAUUUUCAUUUUCGUAAAAACACCAAAACAAUUUUUUAAAGUAGAUUUUUUUAAUUGAAAAGAACCAUGGCUCAUAAUCCUCUUGAUAAAAUCAAUGCUUUAGAUGCUAUAGAAAAAGAAAUUAUAACCUGUCUUCAAAGUGCAGGUCAAGCACUCCAAGAGCUCAGCAAAGAAAAGUCCUCCCAGAAAAAUGCCGAAAAUCAGACUCAACAAUUUCUGAAAUCCCUAUCGAACGUCGAGUCGAAACUAAGCGAACAAAUUAACUACCUCACUCAAGUGUCCACCGGUCAACCACAUGAGGGUUCUGGUUAUGCUUCGGCCAAAGUUCUGCAAAUGGCCUGGCACAGAAUUCAUCAUGCCCGGUCUCGAGUCCGUGAACUGGAAGAGUCUAAAGUAAAAUAUACGCAAGCUGCACGUCAACAGCAGCAAAGACAAAGCGAUUUCUAUCCAUAAUAACAUCUAAAAAAACUUAAUAGGCUUAACAUUUUGUAUUUUUAUUUCUACAAUGAAUGAUUUUUGACAGAAAUAAAAAGUAAUUUAGGUACUUUCUGGGG
Eupeodes corollae is the source of this 581-nucleotide messenger RNA. It is a transcript of the gene MED11, whose product is annotated as mediator of RNA polymerase II transcription subunit 11. The transcript has 2 exons. Bases 94 to 480 code for a protein of 128 amino acids. Lineage: Eukaryota; Metazoa; Arthropoda; Insecta; Diptera; Syrphidae. Gene Ontology annotation, molecular function: transcription coregulator activity. Gene Ontology annotation, cellular component: mediator complex. The record is from RefSeq and is a predicted model, not a curated record. Gene Ontology annotation, biological process: regulation of transcription by RNA polymerase II.